CCUUUUGCGGCGAGAUUUGGGUUGGUUCGGUCAUGGGUCGACCGUCGAUGCGAUGCUGGGAGAUGGGUUCUUGAAUUGAUCGCGCGGAGGGAUGCGAUGUGGGUUUUGAAUUGGGUGGUCGUAACGUUUGAGAUGCAGCUGCGAUGACAAUUUGGUGUGGAUUGGGAGAAACGAUGCUUAGAAGAGGGUGGUCAGUCAUGUUUCUGCAUUUUCGAGAAUUGGGUUUUCUUUUCCCACUUUAUUUCUGUCAAUCUAGUAUUGGUGAUUGGAUGGCGUUGUUCUUGUUUAACCUGUGAAUUGGUAUUGUCCAUUAAAUUCCAAGACGACGGGCGAUAUCACAUUCCAUGUUCAGGGUGAUUAGUGCGCUGGGUUAGGCUUUUUCUUUCUCUUUUAUGAUGGUCGAAGCGACAAUUUUGAUCUCGAUAUAUGUAAAAACCAUAGUUGUUUGAAUGCAUUGCGUUGUUUUUAGCUGCGCUGGCGUCAUCUCAAAACCUGUUGAGGUGUGGUCGUCAUUCCAUAAGUGCGAGUGUGCCAAUAAGGGGAAAGUUGUGAUCAUAUAAUACAUAACUUUUAUAUGUGAUGUGUCCUCUUGAUAUUAGCGAAUUUCGGCGUGCCGUCUCCAUCAAGGUCGGUUAGGAUAUAGAGUCCGUUGAUCACUUUUGGUUGUGAUAUGGAAACUGGAAAAACAGCUGUCAUUUAUCUAAAGCAAGACCAGAUGUGAGAACCAUAAGAGUGCUAUUAUGUUGAUUAAUCUGUGUGUCAUAUCCAAGCAGUCCCUUCCUAUCGUACUGGCAAAUUCUUUUUCUACUAUCAGAUGCGGUGGCGCUUUUCAAUAUUUUUCUGGUGCGCAUAUUAUAUACAGAUGGGUAUGUUGUCAAAGGGGUAGAUGUUGAUUGAUCAUUCUGAAUGUUGAAUUCUCUUCGCAAUGUGCAAGGCUAAUAGCUUCGGAUUAUUAUGAUGACUUGGUUUUACCUGCAGCUUGAUUUGAUUACACACUGUAGUUUCAUAGUCUGGCGUUUGAAACUAUAUUUGCCAAAUUCAAGGUAUCCAAAUCCUUUGAAGGAUAUUAAGGACAUGGCUUUUGAUUAGCAUGAAAAAAAUUGAAUUAUGUGGCUUAUAUUUCUGGUAUUUCCGGGCCAGCUCAAUAGUACGAUGCACUAGAUCUACAAUGGCUUUAGAUUUUCCUCUUUUUCAAGGUAAACUUUCUUAGAAGUUGAGAUUUAGUUCAAUAUUACAUCACCAGAAGACUUGAUCUACAAAUCUCAAGGUUUAAUUGUAUAUUAAUUUGAAACCUACUCAAUGGCUAAAUGGAUCCCUUGCAACUUCCUUCUCAAGGAACAUCUAUUAAGGACACCUUUUCUCUUCUAAUAAAUCAUCAUUUCAAAUGUACAAAUGAGGCAUGUCAUGGACUCUAUUUAUACUUUACCCUUUGGCUUCUUUUAUUAAAUAAUGUUUCUGGUAUACUGACAUAACUAUAUAUUCACUGAUAGUCAUUGUCCAGCAGCAUUGAAGGAGGAGCAAAAUGGUUGGUUAACAAAAUCAAAGGUUUGCUUAAACUGCGAUCUGCAACUUAUUUGUCGCGUGCUUUGGUUGUUCACUAUUUGCUUUCUGCUAUCCCUAUGGCUUAAGUUUUCUUGUAUCUUUGGAAUUUCCAUCUAGCAUGUACAGUAGUAAUCUCUAGAGGAUGGAUGCAAGAGUUUUAAAUUACUCUGCAACUUAUCAUUUGGUUGUCAAGUUGGUGCUAUAACUUGCCCAGAUUUUUAAAUCGAAAAUGUGCUGUUAUAGUCUACCUUGGUCAAAAGAAAAACUUAUGGUUCACUUAGUGUUCUCUGUUCCUUAGCUAGAAUUUAUAUAGAGAAAUCAAGGAUUGUGGAUGUCAGUAGAACUUGUUCCUGUUUUUCUGUGAAAGAUGUAGCUAUGAGACAUAAACUUGUGGCUUCUCAGAACCGUGGGCAUUCUUUAAUGCAUGAAGUUUUCAUCAACUAUGCUAGGCUAAAUACAUCCUGGUGCUUGUCGGUGUGGUUAGGGAAGAUGCAAACACCACUUCCAGAACUCCUAAAGGAAUAUGGCCUGCCUGUUGGGAUCUUUCCUUGUGACGCAACAAACUAUGAGUUCAAUGAAGAGACAGGAAAGCUCACUGUCUUCAUACCCUCAAUCUGCGAAGUGGGCUACAAGGACUCUUCGGUUUUACGCUUUUUCACCACAGUUACUGGAUAUCUUGAGAAAGGGAAACUAGCAGAAAUAGAAGGGAUGAAAACAAAGGUCAUGAUAUGGGUGAAGGUGACGGCGAUAUCAGCUGAAGGAUCAAAGCUUCAUUUCACUGCUGGGAUGAAGAAAACCCGGAGCAGAGAUGCUUAUGAGGCUCUCAGAGAUGCUUAUGAGCUUCAUUUCAUGCUUACUAAUUCUUUAUCCUCGGAUUUUGUAUCUUUUGGAUCAUUCGCUUUCUCAAACAAUCCGCUCAGUUCUUUUCACAUUGUCCAGAUGGGUCACAAAUCACUAUAG
Syzygium oleosum is the source of this 2502-nucleotide messenger RNA. RefSeq lists its product as uncharacterized. NCBI's taxonomy places the organism in Eukaryota, Viridiplantae, Streptophyta, Magnoliopsida, Myrtales, Myrtaceae. The record is from RefSeq and is a predicted model, not a curated record. The coding region runs from base 1918 to 2502 and encodes 194 amino acids. The transcript has 2 exons.